UUUACAGACGUGGUUCUUGGUAAAGCAGGGAAAAGCAAAGCAGUCAAGAAGGAUGCAAUAGAUGCAGCAGACCCUCUCGUUCAGGAUCUCAACGACCUCGCCUCCCACAAGAGCAAAUCAACCAAAAAGAGCGUCAAAGACGAAGCGGCAAAGAAACUUCAAAAAGCUUCCUCCAAAUACAAAGUGCCUGUAGACGAUGACGACGACGACGACAAUGUGGUCUCGAAGAGCAAGAAAAAGACGAAGUCUAAAGCGACGCUGAAGAAACAGAAGGCGGAGGAAGAGGAGAAGAAGAAGCAGAUCGAAGAGGAUAGCGAUACCGACGACGACACCGAUGACGACACCGAUGAUAGUGAUUCUGAAUCUGACGAUGAUGACGAUAAAAAGGAUACAGACUCUGAUUCUGACUCUGAUGACGAUUCUUCAGAUGAUGACGACGAUGUCGACGAAGAGACACUCAUUAAUAAACUCUUCAGCAUGGUUCAGGCUAUCAUACCAAAGCCUGCAAAAUUCAAAAGCAAGUCUUACUACACAAAAGACCAAAGUCAUGAUGAUGACGACGAUGAUGACAGUGAUUCAGACAGUGAUAGCGAUAGCGACAGUGAGAGCGACGACGAACCGCCAAGUAAAGCAAAGAGUGAUCUGAAACAACCCAAAAAGUCUAAAUUGAAAAUCGAGAAGUCUUCUGGAAAGAAAAAGGUUAACGACGACACCGACUCUGAUUCGGAUAGCGACAGUGAUGAUACCGAUGAUGAUGAUGAUGACACAGAUUCUGACAGCGAUACCGAUAGUGAUACCGAGAGUGAUCCUGAAACCGAUGACACUGAUGACGAUAGCGAUUCCGAUAGCGAUGACGACAGGGUGAAAGCGAAAACGAAGGUCAGCAAGUCCAAGAAACCGUCCUCCAAAGCAGCCGAAUCGGAGAGUGACAGCGAUAGCGACGAUACAUCUGAUGACGAUGAUAGCGACAGUGACACCGACAGUGACGAUACAUCCGAUGAGGAAGACGGCGACGGCGAAUCGGACGAUGAUACGGAUACUGAUAGCGAUACUGAUAGUGACACUGAGAGCGACCCGGAAACUGAUGACACCGAUGAAGAUAGCGACUCUGAUAGCGAUGACGACCAGGAUACUGAUGAUAGCGAUAGCGACAGCGAUUCUGAUGACGAUGAAGAUCCGGUGGAGAGCCUUGUCAACGAACUUAUGUCACAACUUAAGAAAUACAAGCAAAAAUCUGGCAAAUCAUCAAGUAAAAAGACCAAACAAUCGGGAUCUACACAGCGGGAAGCCACAGAAGACGUGACUGAAGAACUAACGCGGAUUGCGAAGCAGCUCAAGAAAUUAAAACGCAAAUGAGCAAGGCGUUGAUCGUGUUAGUGUGGUAGUGACGUUUAGGGUUUAACUUUGAUUACCUACUCUGUCGAUAACUUUACACCCUUAAAAUGUUGGGCAACAUAUUGUCCACAUAACAAUUGGUUAAUAGAUUUAUCAAACUCUGGGUAAUUUUCAACCAAUAGUGUGUAGUUUUCACCCAAAGCACACAUUAUUGGUUUAAAACUACCCAGAAUUAGAUAAAGUUUUAACCAAUUGUUUUGUGGACAGUAUGUUGCCCACCAUUUUAAAGAGAGUAUAUAGUAGAAGACAAUAUUCCACUCGCAAGAGAGAGAGGGGGGGGGGGGACUAGACAGAGAGAGAAAAUGAUCAGUAUUUUUGCUUGGUUGGUUUUAAUAAUAUUUUGCUCUAUAAUCCACGCCGAAUUGGCAGGUCAAUUUUGAUUCAAAUGUAAACACCAACAGUUAAUUCAAUUAUCAGCUAACAUCACGACAGAGUAGGUAAUUCGAAGAGCAUUUAAUUGAUUGAAACUUGCAAAGUUUUGUAUCUGUGAUCACGAACAUCUUAUGCAAUUUUGCAUGUACACUGUAGAAUUGUAGGCCUAGAUUUAUCUCGAAUUGUCCUUAACUCACCACUAUAAGAUAUAUUUUUCCUCAUCAGUUUGAAGUAUCGAGUGACGGAAAAGAAUAUGACAUAAAAAUAAUAUAUCAGUACCUUUAUAUAGAGAUGACAUAUUAACCUCUGAGCCAAUUUGAAUUAAUCCGACAUAUUAGAACAGACCGUUCCCUGCCAAAAUUAAUAUCAUUUUCAAUUGAUUUGAAUAACUUACCAAAAGUCAUUCAACAAUUGUGGAAUGUUGUAAAUAUUAUUACAAUCUACUUUCACGUUGUUUUGUAUAUUUGUAUCUUUGUAAGUACUAUUAGUUAUGAAAUAACUUUCUUUUAUCGGUAGUUCAUUCGGGUUUUUUGAAAUAUACAAUUUGAUCCAGCUAUGUUAAUGCAGAAUCAAAGUUAUUUCGCGCUCGAAAUAUUCCAUCUCGGUCCAGUUGUUGUUUUUCCUGUCGGAAAGGUCAGGGGUGUGAGUGGUCACAAAUAAAAAGAUCUUAAAAAGAUGAAGAGAGUUGAAAAAGUCUGAAAUAGAAAGAGCUCCCAUACUUAUUGUAGAGGAAAGCCAAAAAUAAAAAUCUGAACUCUCACACCCCUGAAAGAAAAUCUAAUUUGAAGUAGAUAGAUUAGAAAUAGAAUAGUUUGCAUGUUUCGGGGGAGGUGUUGGAAUCUUGAUUGAAUGAUGAUGAUGACUUGUAUUAUAAUGUAAUGUGCCUAUUCCAAAAUCGAAAACUUUUCAAUGUAGAGAUUUUCGAUUUUGAACUUACAUGAUAAAAGAAUAUUAGUUUACGCGGAAUUACCUUAUUCUAAAAGAAAUUCUAAAAACUUCAGAAUUUGGAAUGAUUCGUAAUUCCUAAAACUUUAAUUGCCUUUAACAAAAGUAUUUACUUAUUCAAAGUGACCCAAUUUAUUUACAGUCUUUAAUGGUCACUUAUAAGGGAAGUGGAGGGAGAUUGAUUAGAAAGAAAAAAAGACUGAUUACAAUGUGUACUUGUCUGCUCUUGAAAGAACGUACUUACAAUAAGUAAUUUAUAAAUGCCAUCUUUAAAUAACGGGGAGGAGAAAGUCUGAUUAGAUGACAGAAUUGCUCUUUAACUUCAUUGUAUACUUGUCUGAUAAGCGAGUCUUAUUAUGUACCCUUGAAAUAACUUUUUUUUAAUUUUGAGAUAUUCUGUAGGAAAGGUUACCCAAUAUUGGGCUAACAGGGAAAAUACCCAUUUCUUGGGUAA
This is a messenger RNA of Lytechinus variegatus (green sea urchin), 3166 nucleotides long. RefSeq names its product clumping factor B-like. The record is from RefSeq and is a predicted model, not a curated record. The annotation marks the transcript as partial. The transcript is spliced from 4 exons. NCBI's taxonomy places the organism in Eukaryota, Metazoa, Echinodermata, Echinoidea, Temnopleuroida, Toxopneustidae.